AUGACGGGAAAUUCGUAUUCAGGACAGUAUUAUCGUACCGCUAAAAAAGAUCUCAUUAUGAAUUUAAAACGUAAAAAAAUUCUCUACGACCAUGUACACUCAUCUGCACGUACUCCCCACGGAUCGAAAAAAUGUUACAUCCUAUGCUUUGUAAUAUUAACAGUUUACGUUUUGUACGAACUGAGCGCCAACAUAUCCAUCUACGACUUCAUCAAACGCUGUCCAGAUCCCAAACUCGCAGUGGCCAUAGCGAACCAGGCGAGCGUUGACAAGUACAUCAUUCUGGCCAUGGUCGACUCCUCUUUCACGGAUAUGGCGUUGAAUCUAUAUUGGAAAAGUUUUCGUCCGAAUGCUAUUGAAAAUUUUUUAUUCAUGGGAGGUGAUCUGAAAUCUUGCGAGAUUUUAGCGAAUGAGUCAUUGCCGUGUUAUCAUUACUCAACCGACGAAACUGCUUCAGUUGCAAGCGUCUGGAACAGUCCAGACUUCAUAAGGAAAAUGAAUCUACGAACGGAUAUGGUGUUGGAUGCUCUGUCGUUAGGGUACACCGUUCUUCACACGGAUCUCGAUGUGAUGUUCUUUCAAAAUCCUCUUCCUGAAUUAAAAGUGAUAAUGGGUGAACAUGAUAUCGCAUCUCUAUGGGACAACACGGUCUACAAUGCUGGUUUCAUCUGCAUCAAACCAACCAAGUAUUCGCUGAAAGUCUACAACCAAAUGAAACAAAUAACAGAUUACUCUCCGCAAAUUGAUGACCAGUCAGCUCUCAACAAAGCCAUCUCCUCUGUAUCCAGGCGUUAUAAGAAUUUCAAAGUCAAAAUUUUAGACCCAAACAGGUUCCUCUGCGGUCUCGAGUACUUUGAAAAUGGCAACCGACUCUACCCAUCUCCAUGUCAGGACUGCAUGGUGCUUCAUAACAACUGGAUCGUUUCAAAAGAAGCGAAAAUUUACAGAUUUAAAGAACAUCUGAUGUGGGUGUAUGAUCAGGAUGAGUAUUAUUCCAGCCCUACAAACAUGUACAUGAGUUAUUCAAACCCAUCAACAUGGCCUAACACCAACGUCACUAUAACAUAUGAAAUGGAAGCUUUGAAAGGAGCGUUAGCCAUCGCAAGAAUGUUGAAUAGAAUCCUUAUUCUACCGAGAUUUCACUGUUCCCAUCAAGUUCCAGUGAAUGGUAAAAAAGAUGUUAAGAUGACAAAAAGGAGAAUAUUCAGAACGGUUUUGAAGGCUUGCCCUUUGAAUGGAUUGCUCAACAUAAAAUCGUUUGAUUCUGUUUUUCAAGAAAGUUAUCGCGAAAACUCGUUCUUACAGAAUCCUGCUAUUUCCGAAGGAUUGGCAAAGAACAGAUCAAAAGAAAUUGUCAUCAUCACCGUUGUUAAUGCAAAUUUGUUUAGAGAUAAAAUCCCUAUAACGUCUUUGUCUUCAAAUCAUGUGGGCGCUGCAAAUAAGAGUAACGUGAGAAGCGUCGAUGAGACAGAAAGCCAAAAACUUAACGACAACCACAACGUCAGUGACGACAUAGAGUUAAUCGACAUGUCAAAGAAGCAGGUUAUAAAAGAAGAAGAUAUCAAGUCAGCACUCAGCUCAUUCACAGAGAGGGUUCUAGUCUUCCGAUCUCUCUAUCAACUGAUGCCCCAAUUUACGGAUGAGGAGGAUCAGCGAGUCUUCAACGCCGACAUUAGCAAGGCUUUCAAAAAAAACUUAUCAGUAUGGUUAUUAACGGUGAGGUAUGCCAAUAUGUUGGAUCUUAUAAGUUGCAUAGAAACAGUUUAUAUAAGCUUUGAGAACACGCUUGUAGCUGUAAGAUUUAUUAUAGUCAGACGUUUGUACGAGACUUACUGGUUCUCUCAAGGAAAUGAUUUCCGCAGCAUAAUAACCAUUUCUAACACAUACAUGUUUAGAACACCAUUUGCAGCGAUACUCUCUGCUGUAUACCCGGUCCAGAUUAUUCUUCACGUUGAAUAA
Molecule: messenger RNA, 1959 nt
Organism: Helobdella robusta
Lineage: Eukaryota; Metazoa; Annelida; Clitellata; Rhynchobdellida; Glossiphoniidae
Exons: 4
Coding region: 1-1959 (652 amino acids)
Cellular component (GO): Golgi apparatus
Molecular function (GO): glycosyltransferase activity
Source: RefSeq, a predicted model, not a curated record